This is a messenger RNA of Dujonia railenensis, 1254 nucleotides long. The record is from the annotation of a GenBank genome assembly. Lineage: Eukaryota; Fungi; Ascomycota; Pichiomycetes; Serinales; Debaryomycetaceae.
GCAGUAGUUCUGCAUCUCAAGACGGCUCUAACACACAAUCAACAUCCACCUGGACCACUACCUCACAAAUCCGUCUCCAGUUCCACUUAUAGCACUCCUACUCCAGAAGGUUGUCCUGCUGUUCACCCUUCAGCAACUGGGUUCAUUGGAUACUUCUACGACUACGCCACUUCAGAUUCGUUAUCAUCGUAUCUUGAAGAUGGGUAUAAAUCCAAUAAAUUGGAUAAUACCGUAGAAGCUAUUGUUGAUGUUGACACUGUGUACGAAAGUAAGUUCACCUUAGAUUUGGAAGGAUUCUUCCUUCCUCCUUUGAGUGGUAACUAUAAUUUUGAGUUGAGCAAUAUUGCUAAUGGUGCUGCUCUCUCUAUUGGAGCUGAUGUCGCAUUUUCUUGUAGUAGCACUUUAUCAAAGAGAGCUAGAGCUACUCCUUUGAUCAUUGAAGGACCAUCUGGUACUGGUGCAUUGACCGUGGAUUUAGUAGCAGGUAUUUACUAUCCAAUUAGCAGUGUUAACAAUUACAUUACAAGUGGUGAUCAUAUUGAAUUUGUUAUUACAGGUCCUAGUGGAGAACUUAGUGUUGAGAAGACAAUAUUUUAUAUCGAGCAAGGUGAAACUGGAACAUCUUCUACUGAUUCCAUUUCAUCGUCCACCACUGCUGUUUCCUCUUCUAGCGCUGCCACAUCUGAAACUUAUGGUUCAUCUUUCCCAGCAUCAUCUGCAUCCAAAUUCACUAAUUGGUUAUCCAGUGCUUUGUCAACCUCAUCAUCAUUAGGUACUUCUUCUUUCACUGGUAUCACAAUCACAUCGUUAGCUCAUUCGGAUGUUACGUCCUCUGCUACUGAAACAGACAUCUCAACAACUGUGAUUACCAUUACUUCUUGCAAUAACGGCAAGUGUACAGUUACGCCAGUCACUACAGGCAUCACUGUUGUCACCAUCACUACAGACGAAGUGGUCACUGAAUAUACCACUUACUGUCCAUUAUCAGCAUCUACAGGAACCCAUACCACUGCUACUGACACAGAUUUCUUAACUACUGUGGUUUCUGUCAAUUCUUGCGAUGACGGCAAGUGUACAGUUACUCCAGUCAUUACAGGUGUCACAGUUGUCACCUUCACUACCAACGAAGAGUCACAGAGCUCACCAUUUACUGCCCAUUAUCGUCAUCCAAUGAAGAAGAAAAUACUUCUACUGCCACACCUAUUGUUACUAGCUUGGAGCAAGACAAAGCAUCUGCUGAAACCAAUGAUUUAA